Annulohypoxylon truncatum is the source of this 1572-nucleotide messenger RNA. RefSeq lists its product as uncharacterized. NCBI's taxonomy places the organism in Eukaryota, Fungi, Ascomycota, Sordariomycetes, Xylariales, Hypoxylaceae. The coding region runs from base 375 to 1277 and encodes 300 amino acids. Gene Ontology annotation, cellular component: mitochondrion. The record is from RefSeq and is a predicted model, not a curated record. The transcript is spliced from 2 exons.
CGCUUCUCAAUGGAUGAACAUCAACGACUGCAUAUUGCGUAACGGACAAUAAGCUGAACUUUGAUCUAUCAAUGUGCGUUAAUACGCCCAUAAUACCAGCUCCCUCUCUUUGUAACAUCCCUUACGCGUAAAGGGGAGCGAAUUAAAGGACUUCAUCAAAGUCCUCUAAUUUAUAAGUCAAUCAUUUGUCAGUGCAUACACUUAAAUGCGAAGUCCCGAUGUCUCCGUCAACUUAUCCCUCUCAUUUCUCCUUUUCGUGAAUUCUCGCCGGGGUAGAUUUAGCGAGUGAUUCGUGGGCAGAGCUCGAAGAGUUGGAGUAGACGCGGUAUUUAAAUAGAUACAAAGUCGGUGUUACCGUCGAGAAGCAUCUAGCCAUGCCAAUACCGUCAACGUCCCUCAUCCCGACCCCUGCCAAAAGCGCCGUCGACAUGCCACCAUCGAAGCUCCAGCAGCAGCAGCAGCAGCAACGGAACACGAAGAACCUCGGACUUCGACUAGGUGCCGACUUUCUGAGCGCCUCGUGCGCCGCGUCGAUGGUCGCGCCCCUGAUAACCAUAAUUGACAGAUCGAUAAUGGAAAACGCAUCCGGCCGAAACACCCUCUCCGCCAGCCUAAAGUCCUCCUUCCGAACCCUACUCCUGCGCCCGCACACCCUCCUCUUCUCGAAGCCGGUGGCCCUGAUCUUCAUGCUAUACGGGGGCACGUACCUAACGGCCAACACGCUCGACACGGCCUCAUCCACAGCGCGCAACCUACCCGCCACGCACGUCACGACAGGAACUUCAAAGUUCGCCGCCUCGAGCGCCGCCAACGUCGGGCUGUGCGUGUACAAGGACCAAGUCUUCGUCAAAUUGUACGGGCCCGGUGGCCCGCCGCGCCCCGUGCCCUUGCCGAGUUACCUGCUCUUCACGAUGCGCGACUGCCUGACCAUCUUCGCGUCCUUCAACGUGCCGCCUCUGCUGGGGCCGCUGUUGACGGAGCGCAUGGGCCCCGCGCUGCGGGAGGCGGUGAGCGGGACCACCGUCGCGCAGUUCGUGGCGCCGGCCGCGGUGCAGAUCGUCUCGACGCCGGUGCAUUUGUUAGGCUUGGAUAUGUUUAACCGACCGACGACGAUGGGGGGCGGAGGCGGGGUGUCGUGGGCGGACCGCUGGACGCAGGUUCGGAAGAAUUGGGCGAUUAGCACGGCGGCGAGGAUAUGUAGGAUUGUUCCGGCGUUUGGGUUGGGUGGGACGGUGAAUACGAAGGUACGGAGGAAUUUGAUGGAGAGGUUGGCUUGAAAAGAAUAGUAAAGCCGUGGGUUUUUUGUUUGGUGGGAAGUGGCACCUGGUACGCAACGGGUUUUGGGAUGGCGUUUCGCGGACGAUGGGUUACAGGGGGCGGAUAUCAAAAUAGUGCGGGCUAGGUAUGGUACGGGUAUGGUAAACGACGGUUCUAAGAUAGAAAUUAAUAUAUAUCGAUGGGUUGGGAUGUAAAGAGCAAAGCAAUAAGCUCUAGUAUGGUAUACUUGGAGGUUGGCACAACUUAACGAAGGCUACGACACAUUGUUCAAUAGAAAUUUAACUAAGCAGGAAU